AUGGGAGAAUUCGGAGAAUCGCGAAAGGGGUACUUUUUGAAUCGAUUUGACUGUUCCUAACCCGAAGUUUCAAUGAAGUGAUUCUUUUCGCGGGCGACACAAUGGAUAGGUGUUAGCACGCACAUGCUAUUUGGUGUGAAAAGUGAUAAUUAUUUUGAUGCUUGUGUUUUCUUUCCCAGACAAAACUUGGAAACCAUCAUCUCAAAGCUUUCCAAGGAACAACCGAACGGUAGACGCAAUAGUUUUAUGCUGGUAAGUGCAUUUUCUUAUAAACUUCGGAGGCUUCGAUUCGAUUCGCAUCACACUGCCUGGUCGAUCUUGCGUGUUUCAAGUGACACGCUUGUUUGGUAUGCAUGACUAGUGUGGGGCACUUUAUUGUAAAAUUGUACGAGUUUUAGCCCUGUAAACUUGUUGGAAAGCCCUCAUCAAGCAGAUCGACAAGCCCGGCAGAUAUUUACGUAACUUUGAGGCGAACUUUUGUGGUUUUUAUGGUUUCGUGUCUUCGCUAGUCAAACUAUGAUUGAAGCCCUUUGUAGUUCACGAUAAGCAGGCUUGCAUGUAAAUGUGUGAAAUGAGUCGCGUAUUUGGAAUACCUCCUAUUGGUAAACUGCCUUUGAAGCUAACUCCAGAUUGUCGGAAGGCUUUACACUUGAAAAACUGUUUUUCCAAGUAAUGCAAUUACCGUGAGAACGUACCAAAAUCGCCGUUUAGUCCUGCGAAGUGAUAAAAAUCGACGGCGGGUUCGGGCGCGGAGUUUGACCCGAUGAGCUCAUUUGUACAGUACAUAAAUUGGUUCUUCCAGAGUUUCUCAGAGGCCCAUGCGCUUGAUUCGGGCUACAAACAAAAAAGGCCGCUUUUAUUCGGAUGCAAAUCUGCAAAGGAGUCUUUUGUGAUCCUCGAAUUUGAAUGAUGCUUCAAUGAACUGGUACAAGCAAAUAACUCAAUAUGUUUUCAUUUGCCCUGCGCCGCGGAUGAAAUCGAAUAGUAGUGUCACUUUGGCAUAUUCAUAACAUCGUAUUGUUUCUUACGCCGAGUGCGUUAGAAGGCUCUUUUUAGAAUAUAAACAUUAUUCCUUUUUUUUUUUUUUGCACACGUGCUUUCGGCAACGGGCAUGUGGUGUAAUUUGUCUAGAUGGUUUCGGCGUUGAAAUUUCCUCGCUGCGAAGGGCUUGGUGUUGUUUACCACCGACCCUCAAAAUUGAUUGUAACACUGAUCUAGGCGACAUGCAAAGAUGAUUAACCCAAGAAUUUCAAAGGCCAGGGAGCUUAAUUCGCACUGUCAAAACAUGCGUAUAUUGACCUACAAAAACAAAGCCGAAAUACUGAUGGGGUGUGUGACUUGAUUGUGGCAAAUUUACUCCAUCUAUAAGGCUUUAAGUCGAUUUCAUAUUUCCAAGUGCUCUGGUCAAAACGGCAUAGGUAUCCCAAGCAGAAAAUAUGAUAUCAUUCUUGUUAAAAAGCUUUUUAUUCAGUACUGUUUACUUUUUAUUUCGCUUUUGGGUCCAUAGUUUCCUUGCUUGUUACAUUAACUCAGAGUAGGGAGACCAAACUUUUCAGCAAACCGGUUGUUUGUUGUCUAUGGACUGGUUACUUUUAUAACACACUUUUAAGUGUCUCACCUUACAAAACGCAUUUUCUAUCUCCGAAGUUUUACCUCCAUUUUAAACUAAUUAUGGUCUGUAUCCAGGGGUGUAGCCAGCUCAUAGACCUUUAGGCCUGGGCCUACAAAUUUUUGGUUUGAUCACUCUACUGCUGGUAAUAAAUUACGCGUGGUUGGGUAAGCUAAAAAGCUUAAAAGCUUAUGGUGUUGGUGAGGUCAGUGCGUACUAGUCAUGCGUGCAAUUUUCAGUAUAAGUGGAAAUGAAAGUCAGCCAGGCCUACAACUAGUCGAAAAGCUGGCUAUGCCCCUGGUAUCAGCCCUACCCGUAAAUUUGUGCCACCUUUCAAUGAGUGCUGAACCAACACCUUUGGGCCUCCUCCAGGUACAUAUAGUAUUCUCUCCUGUUUUAACUGCAAAUUCUAUCAAGCUAAAUGUUUAAUGCAAGCUGUUAUUUUUAGAAAUUACAACACAAUUGGUUAAAUCCUUCUCUUGAAGUUCAAAGAUAGGAAAUUUCACUUAUUCACUUUCAGAAGUGAAACUGUUAACAAUAAUAUUGACAAGCAAAAUUUCUAUUUUUUUUUUUUUUCUGAGGAUCUACCAAGUGUGUCUUUUGAGUUUCAUUUUAAUGUUGUGGGCGUUUAUUCGAGGCUGGAUGCUUAUUAACUUUUUCUGCCUUUAGGAUGGGUGCUUAUUCGAGGUGGGCACUAAUUCGAGGUUGGGCACUUAUUUGAAUAAAUACAAUAUUAUAAUUAUUAUUAUUAGUUUAUCAAAGCCGUUCUGAUGUUUAUCAGCUGUUUUUGUAUAUUUAUGUGAUUAAACACCCAACCCUAGGAUAAGUGCUCACCUUGAAUACCAAAUAAACUUAAAUAAACACUUCCCUCCAAAAAGCUCUACCAUCCCGAUAAAAUAAAAAUCAAAAGACUUUAAUUCUGUUAAUUUAAUAUGGAAAAUAAUAAUACUGUAACAAAUCGUUGUUACAUCCAACUUUUAAAUAAACACUGCUCUCAAAUAAGCGCUGCCCUCGAAUAAGCAGUGCAUUUGAGGUGUGAAAAAUUUAAUAAAGCUUAUUCAGGUUAUUGUGGUAACUACUCGCCCUAUAGGUAGGGAAAAAUAAUAUGCAACCAGCCUUGAAUAAGAAAAAUGAUCUUACUGACAAUGACAUGGACAAUGACUAAGUACCACUAGAAGACUUCCUCAAAGACCAAUUUUUUUCUUUAGUAUUGUAAAGAAACUCUAAUUGACAGGCUAAAAUUCUGCUUUGGUACAUCUCCAUGUUUUGUUACUAUUUGUUGUUUUGUUGCAAAACAAACUUGUUACUUACUGAAAAUGGUGAAAAUUUAUUAAGCUCAGCCUCAAAUGGCGCCCACCUGGAAUAACUGCCCACUCUUUUAAAGCCCUGAAAUUUAGUAAGCACCCAGGGAGGUUAAUCAAAUAAAUACAGUAUGCAAACAAAUCCCAUAUUGGCCUAUGUGUUUCUGUUACUAUCUUUGAUAGUUUGUCUCUAAAAAGUCCUGGUAACUUUUCUGGCCUAAAACCAAAUGUUAAAAUCAAAUGUUAAAAGCCAAGGAUACUUUAGUUAGUGUGGUUCAGCUGGGUAGCAAACCAGUCCAUUUCGUUUUGUUAAUUGAUACAGUAAAAAACUGUGUGUAAGAACCCUGUGAUUAAAGAAUCUGCAGGGAGAAAUUUGCCAUUUUAAUAACCAAGCAUAUAAGAACCUGUUUAGCCAAACAAUAUGAAGCAGGUUCUUUUAUACAUGUUACAGUUAACUAUUUAACGAUGGGGUUUUAUUUUGAGAUUAAAAAUUUACAUUACAAGAAAAUACUGAGGAUAUAUUUAGAGACAUUGUAACAUUUCAUAAUCAGUCUUGUCAGGCUUAUCAUGAUACAGUUGUGAAUAAAUACUGUACAUUUAGUUUAUUCAUUUUUUCUCAUGAUUAACAUAAUAUGCAAUUACUAGAUUUCCUUUUACUGUAGUUUUGUCAUAUGAGAGGGAUUAUAUUAAUUUUUAGAAACACUGCACCAGUAAAUGUCUUACCACCUGACCAACUCAUGUCCUGUUCAUUGUAUCGACACAAAUUAGUUUCAUGUCAGGUUUACAGAAAGAAAUAUUUUAGGCAGUUUUUAUCUGGCUUCUCAUUUGAGAAACUGUCAACUUGAAUUUGAUGUUUGUCAAAAUCUCUCUAUUACCUUCUCUAUUACCUGUAUGAAAACAAAAACAGCUUUUCAGCUUUGGUAGUACCAAGACUUUUGAGAAACUGCCCCCAUGCACUCGAUUUUUUUUUCUUUUUUCUUGGUUCUUUUUAUAUAUAUACAUGUAUAUAUAUACUUUCAUGAAAAUGGCAGUAAAGUGGGUGGAUGGAAAUAAUAGUGCCGACUUAACCAUCAUCUGCUAAUACGUAACCCUUAAAGCAACUGAUGCUUUAAGGUCUAGGCAUUCCAGCUUUCGUUUAUGAAACAGGUGACAAACAAAAUAGCGAGUGAUGGUCACAUUUAUUUUACUACUUUGUUCAUUGCAUUAAUUUUCUAAGCAAUUUAUCUGAAUUCCUAGUAUGUUUUCAUUUUCAAAAGCACCUCACUUGCACUUUAUAUACCAAUAGUACAUGUAUCUUUUGGUGUCAAGAGCUGUGAACUCUCCAGGUUAAGGCAGAAGCGGGUAACACAUAGUCUAAUCAUUGUCGGAUUACUGGAAUGAGUAAAAGGCAACCUCAAUAAGACUCUGAAUGACCACAGCUACAGCCUGCAAAACACAGCAGUCCUGGCCUCCUCACAUACCUUGCAAAGAUUUUAAUUUGCUAAGCAUAGAGGACUGGCUGUACCCCACCUAGUGGAUUUCCUGCAGUACAGCAAUAACUUGCACGUACUACGAAACUUGAACAUAAUAAUCAUUCAUGUAAAACACUUGGGGAUGAACCAGGGUUGUCAAAAGUAGCCAGCUGCCGGUGAAAAUUGCCCCUACUUGGUUAGUAUCAGCCGGCUACUCUGCUUGGCAUUCUUUACAGAUGGUGUUUUUUAAUUAAAAUAUCCCUGGACUGGCCGUCUACUUCAAAACUUUCUGACAACCCUGGAUGAACAUUAUACUCUUUUCAAACAAACAAUAAUGGGUCAGGAGCGUCUCUGUGCCAACUGUCGCUACUUAAUUCGCACACAAACAUUUCGAUAAUACGUGUAUGUUGAGAUUAAAAUAAUUAUAGUAAUGAACAAUGUUUUUCAAGGCUGUGCUCAAUUGAAGGGAGCUCAGUGCUCUGAGGCUGUGGAAUCCAGGGUGCCCAGUAUAUAAUUCAUAAGAAGAAAGUAAGAUUUCCAGUUAGCUUGGGGUAAAAGUUAGGUGCCUGAUGCCACUAGGCACAGCUAGGAACAAACAACAAAAUCUUUGAAACAUUGCAAUUUUUAAUUUCAAAAGCAAAUUCUCAAUAUUUCUGCCAAUGCAAUCUUUUCUGGUCUGAUAAAUGAAAGCCACUCCAUCUGUACACCAUAAAUGCAAUAAUAAGCAGAACACACUGAGUAUUUUGACGGUAAGUGUCAAGAACUGAAACCUCUAAACCAGAAGUGUCAUCUGACUUGCCUGUUUUCAGCAAAGAUAGGUCCACCAAAAAGGUAAUAACAGUAGGCUAUAGCUCUUUAGAGUUGCAACCCAGAAAUGAGAUACAAUAUUUUGCCCUAAAAAGCAAGCUGAGGUUUUUAUUUUCAUGACUAAAGGGACUCAUGGGAGAUUUCAAAAUAUUCUGGCAGAAUUUAAAAGUAAAGAACUAGAUUCAGGCAAACGGUUUUAAGCAACAAAGAACAGGCUCUUUUAGCCUCUUAGGUCACACCAUACACUGUUGACAGUUUUUGCUGAGUACACUGUAUGAAUAAUUUAUUAGUUAUUUGUAUGAUUAUUAUGUAUUUUAAUAUGACACUGGCUUCAAGCAAAUUUCUAGGUUUAAUUAUGUGGUAGCUGGUCACUUUCUUCUUGUUAGUUUCAGUUAUUUUUGUUGGCAUUAAUUGUUGUGAUUUUCAACGUUAAGGACACAAAAAGUAGAAUUGAAUACCUCAGCGACUUCAACUAGUUUACUAUACAACAAAUAAUUUUUGGAUAUAUAAAAAUUUUAAGCACAAUUUGAGGCUGGUACAGCAACAUUAAUUAAGAUAAUAUUUUAAAUUCUUUGAUCAAAAUAAUUAAUAUUAUUGUCAUUAGGAUUUACUGAUCUGUUAUAAAAAUACUAAAAAAUAACCGUAUCAUAUUACUGACCAUCAUUACAAAGCCCUUACGUCAUCUUUGAAGUGCAAACUAAGUUUUGUGCCACAAUUCAUUUUUUUAAUUCCCUGACAAAAACUCUAAUAAUAUUAUUACAGAUCCUGAUUAAAGGAGAAAUUGUUAUUCUUACUAAUUGUGAAAUGUUGUGCACAAAGUUCUGUAUUCAUGCAUAUGUUCUCAAACUAAAAUUCUCACUUAAUACAGUAUCAAGUUAAAUGAACAAACUUCGAUACAGCAUAUUGUAAAUUAAUAUUAUUUUUUUCCAGUAAUUUUAGCCAUCAAAGAAAUGAGUUAAUGAAUUAUUCAACAAAUUUUGAGCUCAAAAUUUUGUUUACACACCUCUAUUUACAACCCUUUUCAGGAUGCAGAGUAAUGAAAUUGUAUAUUCCCCGUUUAACAAUCAAGUCCUUGUUAGUGAAAACCAUGCCCUGUUGGGCAGCACAUACACUGUACCAACUUACGACAUUUAAAGUAAUGGGCACCCCCCCCCCUGCCUCCUUCCUCCUCUAGGUUUCCAUUACACUUGUAAAGUAAUGCACAAAGUACUUAUUUGCUACAAUUUUUUUGCUUUAUCCAUUUCCAGAUCUCAGGGAUAGAUCACUCAAAUGUUAUGUUUCAUCUUGGCUCUGGAGGAGGUUUGUUGGUCACUUGCUUUUUUAUAUCCUUUAGGCACUGUGAAUUACAUGCACCUUGCAAGCAGAGGUUUCUUUCUGCCAUGGCUUUAAGCAUUUGUAAAGUCAUUCCGGGUGGGUACUCCUGGAAAUUCUUGUGGGGGGGGGGGGGGGGGGCCCCCCCGCGUUUUACAACCCUGUCCCGGGUUUUGUGGUGGGGGGGUUUGGUGUUUUCUUUUUUUUUUUUUUUAUCUUGUACGCAUUUAAUAUACGCACCCACGAGAAAAGGGUUUUUUCUCUGGGCGUUUUAUUAUAUUGUUUAAUUUGGGCCGGGGGGGGGGCCAGCGAUUAUUUGGGGGGGGGGGGGGGGGGGGGGUCCCACCCAGUUCUUCCAAUCCUGACCAGGUAUUUCAGACCAAAAAAUGUCAUUUCCACACCUGUUUAAGACCUUACGUAGGUAGAAAAUGUGUCAUGUUUACUUAGAUUAGAUUGCCAACAAAAAAGAUUUGUUAAAUCCAUUACAAAUUUGCACAUUAGUCAGUUCUUUCUCAUUCGCUUGGAAUUGAAACAAUAAAUAUGUUCAUGCACUGCUGUAGUUCCCUUGAAAGCCACACUGAUUCUGGACCAAAAUGGGCUGUCUCCACCUGUUUUUGGACCAAAAUGGCACAAAAGCAUACUCUUUAGGGCGGCACAUACCUAUUUGGGUUACAUAAGGGAGUAUCCCCCUGGUAGUCAUUCAUGAGGUGUGUCAGUUGCGUAGUUAGUUCAUUUUCAUGCCACGCAAACAACUUUACAAAAUACUAAAAGUCAUGCCAGAUAUAAACCUCUGCUCGCAGGGCACUGUGAAUUAAAGUUGCAUCAAAAUUCACAUAUUUACUAGUAAACAGAUAAUUUGCACUGAUAUCAGGUUACACUAUAAAAAACUGUAACCCCCCUCCAUGCUCAAUGAAGGGUUUUUUGGCUUGACCUACCCCCCACCCCUCACUACCACCCCUCAACCCCCUGUUGAAAUGAUUACUGAUUGGGUUAAUACUUCCCUUUACAAAAUCAAAUUAAAAAAAGAAAAAGAAAAAAAUCUUACUGACAAUCCCCAAAUCAUAAAGAUCGAGAACUAUAAGGAAGGACCUGCCUGUGUACAUGCAGAACACACACUCACACACAAAGGGAUAUUUACAUUCCCCUAACUAUCCUUGCGACACAUUUUUCUUGGGCAAAUGUUGCCUGGAAAUUUGUGUUCCAUUUGUUUGUUUUUAAUUUCUUAAAAAUCUGGAAAUUUUGGUCUAACGGAAAGUGCCCCUACAUUUGAUUCCUGGCUGGACUGUGAAUGGUCUCUUAUUUUUGGGAUAAAUUUUUAUCACUUGAGUGGCAAGUAUGAUAUGUGAGUGUCAAAGAGUGAUGUGAGAAGUGACUGUGAGGCUGCGUGCCUUCAAUUACAUGCAAUUAUGGGUCGUUAUAAAUUUGCCCCUAGUAUGUUUUGCUCGAUCAACUAACUACGUGUAAGAGAAGGGAACAGCUGCUCAUAAAUCUAGCUUGAGGAAACAGCCCACAUUUCCCAGCGAAACGUCUUAUUUUAUUAUUUAUUAUUUUUAGUUCAGAGCAAACACGAUUUUGACGCCAAGAAUCCAAUCGAAUCUGUGGGCUUCUAACAACUCGAAUAUUUUAUUAAAGAAAUAAUAAAAACUGAGUCUUUUUAGCCAGGUAUUCAAUAUUUUCGGGUCAAAAGUGCUGCAGACCAACCUGCUAUUAAAGUAAAAUAAUUGGUAAAGGGUUUUAACUCACCUUUGUUUAAAUGUGGCUACAACUCUGGAAAAGAAUCCAUCGGGAGGAAAAUGGCGGAUUUAAGUUUGCCGCCGGAAGAACACGGAGGGGAUGGAGGGGAUGACGGGAAGGUUACUUCCGCUUAUGGGGUGGGGGGCUGGUGGGAAGAUGUAUAACAUGUAUUCAUGAAGCUGUGAAAAUUCCCCGCCCCCGCCAGUCUGUCCCUUACCCAUGGGUAAACUACGAGCACAAAUAAGGGCGUUAUAACUCAUUAGUAUACCUCGUUUCUUGUAGCCAAAAAGCCAAAAAAGCGCGCCUCACAUCGAGCCUGUUGCACUGAAACUGUGGAGCGAUCUAACUUUUUAAAGUUAGAUUGUUCCAUGGCUUGGAACGAUCUGGCCAUGGAACAAACCGUGAACCGAUACUCCUCAAUUGGAAUGGAGUCGGUCCUGAUAGCCUGCGUAGCAAGCGUUUACCAUUGAAUUAUUGCACGAAAGUUGGAGCGAGAGAGUCGAUGGAGGCAAGGAUCAAAACCCAGAAAAAUCUUUGGACCAAAAAUUAACUCCCAGAACCCUGCAUGCCGAAUUUCCACGCCGGAGAAUUCACUAAAGCAAAAGGGAAUUCCCGUGACGAUAAAGCCAAGCGCGCAAUAAACACGAUGGAUGCAAAAUCACUAGAUGAUACACCCCGGGGGGUACUUUAGGAAUUUCUGGGUGGGAAUGUGCCGCUGAGACCCCGGAAUCCUUAACCUAUAUAUACCAGAGCUAGUUCAGCUGAAUUUUGCUACUCUAUACUAGAGUAAACUCCCCAAAUCCCCCCUAUCCUAGAGUAGCUGUUUCCCUAGUCUAGAUAAAUCUUCUUGGUUGACUAGUCAAAGGACUUUUUACUAUGGGAUAAGAUCUCGGUUUGCGAGACUAAAUAUAUGGGAUAGGAUCUCAUUUGACGAACUUUUGGUAUGGGAAGUGUCGCCGUGUAUGGAUAAUAGCCCACAUAUAUGGUAGUACCCCCCCCCCCCCGGGGGAUACCCCCAAAAAAACCGUCCUUGCUGAAAAACAGCCGCGAAACCCGGAACAUGGUAUGAUAGGUUGUUUUUUAACACGAAUUUCCGUUCGGACAUUCCGACCCCGCCCAGUGUGAGGUCCAAGGGCGACAGCCGACAGGUCACGUGCUCUCUUUGCGCGUUUCUUUGUUGCCGACUGGCAAACCAGUCAUUCCUUCGUUUGCUCCGGUCGCUUUACUUUGCACGCAAGAGCUGUAAACACACUGAGAUGGGAAGGGAAUCAGGCUCCUACAUAUGCUACGUUCUCAAGUAUGCUUUUUACGGUACGUUGAUUUUAAUUAAGAGACUACUGUGCUGAAAACUGAUCGAGAGUGCUUAGGAGCCUUCAAUUCCUGGUCUCCUUCCUGGCGCACUCUUGAUGUUGCUUGAGAUGGUAUCAGCUAGUCUGCCCAGUUAGACUGGCUAUAAUUCGGACCAAAUCCUGAUAUGUCGGAUGUUGCUACAAUUCUGUUCUUUUGUUUUAUAAUUGAAAUUGUUUCUCUGUACCUUUCGGACCAAGUUCAUGGAUGUCUGAAUUUCCGGCGUGGUCAUUGUCGACCAUGAUACGAUAGCGGUGUUAAAAACUAAUUUCCGUCUCCUUCCAAAGGAGGAAACCAUUUCACCGGUUGUCGAGGCUGUCAAUUGCUCGAUACUGUAACCUUCGAUCAAGCGUUCUUUUCAUUUUUUUCAUUUUCUUUUUCGUAAGCGAACACCACUUAAAUUUCUUAAACGUUCGCGACCCCUGAAAAUUGGUAGACCAAGAAGAAACCGGCAAGAAGAAACAGUUUGACAUAUUCUUUUGUUUUCUGUUUCCGGUCAGCGACCACCCGGCAUGAUCACGUCGGCCCGAAAACUAUGCCUGGGUGACCAGGGCUUAUCACUCAAUGGGAUAUCAUUGUUGGCCUAGUUGUUCUACUUUUUCUCGACAAACAAACCAAAAGACGAUCUGAGUCCUUGAUAUAACACUAUUGAGUUCUCUAUUUACCAUGUGGCAGGAAAUUUUGCGAGAGUUUAUUUUAGCGCAUUAGCAUUUUUUUUUUCUUUUUUGGGUUUUGCGGGAACUAAUUUUUGCGAUUCGGACAGAUGGAAUUUUUCUUGCUGGGAAUUAAUUUUUGCGAUUUUCAGAAAGUACCCAGUACUCAGCAUUGAUAAUAUUUUCCUUUUUACGUACGUGCAAUAGAAACACAUAUUUUCGAAAAAUACUACGGUAUGCGAACCCUCUGUAAACAAUGAGAAGUUACGUUUUGCUGGUCUGCCGUCUACUUAGUUUCUUUUGAAUUGGCAGACGGCGUACCAAAUGGCUCAUGAUUAAACAGGGAUUUGUUCAAUAGCAGACUUGCCCCUGUGUUCAACGGGAACCCUAACCUGGUGUAUUCACGUGACCUGUAUUAAUCAAGCAACCAGGCUCCACUCACUUUCGCUCUCGUUCGAAAAGAACCCUUGAUCGUGUAGCUGGCGGUAUUGUGUAGCAGUCGAGUGAGAUUUGGCGGCGGAGCCGUUGUAAUAUAGUCGAACACGGCUCCGCCGCCAAAACUUUAAUCUCGCACCCACACAAUACCGCCAGCUACGCAGGCUACCUUGAUCGUAGUUUUUCCCUCCGUCUCUGCCGUUCUAGCCUGCGUAGCAGCUGCCAUUUAUUUUUGUUAAAAGCCCGCGCGGGGGAACAUGCGAAAGGGAGAGGAUGCCUCCUCUCCCUUCGCGCGUCCUCGAGUCUUCUUCCUUCGCCCAAAAAAACAAACCGGCGCCUGCUACACAGGUUAGGGCUUUGCUUAUAUUCAGGCUCUGGAGAGCUGGUCUUUCUUUGGCUGAAUACUGUUUUGGCUAUUUCAAACAUUUUAAUAGCCCGUGAAACAUCAUCAGCUGAUGUUGCCGUGACUGUUCGAAUUUUAAGCAUCUGCCAGCGGAGACUUCUUUUCGCUUUCUCGAUUUUGGCGAACUCCAAAAAGACUCCGCAUGACUGGAGUAAGAUCCUUGUUGAGCAUUCUCUGCAUUUUUCUUACCCGGGCCUAAUAGCCGUGCCCUUGGUACAGUGGGCUUAGUUUUGACCAUCGGUUUAUCAAUAAACAGGUGCUCGCACUAAAAAACUGGCUGGAAGAGAAAAUAAGAAAACAAGAUUGACUAGUCCUAAUGUUCGGGCUGCGCGAUUCAGGUAGAACUUCCUUUUCUCCUUCUCGAUCAAGAAGACAAAAAAAGGAGGCUUUGUUAUCCCAGCUGGUGACGCACUGCUGUUUGACAAAACUGAUUUUGCCUGUAUAGCAAGCGUGUUGUCUAAAUCUUCUUAUGUGGAAACGCUUCCUUAUGUCCUUGCUACGCAGGCUAAAACUUUUACCGCUAGUUCUGUGUUCUUUAAAAUUCUUUGUCGCUUUUUAAUGUGUCGUUUAGGUGCUAAGGCUUUGUCUGGGCAUAAUUAACAUAAUAAAAAGUCUUUGUUAAUAUACCUUGUUCGAUAUGUCAAGUUCCUGAAAUGUUGGUUUUGUCAUGUUUUAUCGUACUAUGGUAACUAGUUUAGCGAGAAUAACACUUAGUAAAGAAAAACAAUGAAACCAUUAGAGAUGGCGUGUAGUUCCUAUUUUUCAUUUCCAUCUUUAUCUUUCUUAAUGACGAUUUUUCCGCAAACCUGCGUGAAAUACAUUUGCAUUCAGCUGUCAAACUGAAUUUUUAAUUUCGUCAUCACACUUCUCUGAUCAUGAAAGUAUUUUCCUGAAAUAUGAAACACGCAGUUGCUUUUUAGAUACAGCAAUUACCGGGAAAAAAGAAAGUAAUCUAGUCAACUUUUAGACUGAAACGCCGUUUUCCGUGAUCUUCUCUACUUGGUUUCGUCUUGGAUGGGAGCUUUAUUAUUACGAAUUGAAAUAUGCAAUAUGCAAAACCUAUUGUCCAGUGACCAAACUCAGUUGUUGGGCGAUCUUGUGAAUAUAUCUGUUUGUGCACGCAAGUCCUGAAAGAAGUACAAGGGUAAAAAGCUUAUAUGGUUCCAAUGCACUGUUAUUAUCUCGAAAAUCUUGCCUCAGGUAGGCGCUGUUAAGUUAUGUCUCUUAAGUUUUGUCUCUAGAUCAUGAUAUAAAAUCGCUGUUACACUUUUUGGCCUGCGAGAUUUUUCCGGCUUCCUGGUAUUAAUCGUGUGGUUUCCUGGCGUCCUCGAUGUUUGUUUGGUGUCCAUCGAUCGAUUAUAUCAUCCAACCCACCAAACCAGUUCUCAGUUUCGUUGUUGUUCCUAUGACAAUUCGCUAAUACUGUAAUGCCAUUUCCCAGCUAAAUUUUCUGAAAAUGAUCGUUUGUUGUCCUUAUUUUCGAAUGUAUUAGCAUAUCAUAAUUUGAAUUUAUCGGCAGUUUGUCUGUAGCCCAGGCUACCAAACAAAUAAGUAAAAUUUCGUUGCCCACCAUCAAGAGUGAAUUUUUGAGUUUACAGAAAUAGUUUUUGCAACUUUUAAUUCCCAUACCAUAUGAAUGAUUUUGUCCGGAUUCAGCUUUGCAACUCGUCGACCUUGUCCGCAAACUCAACGAUCAACAGUGCCAUAUUUUCAUUUUGUAGUCGAGUUGUGUAGUGAUUAUAAAUGACAGGAAAAAGAAAGAUGUAGUACUUGUGACUAGCCAAUGAGAUUAUACUCUGAGAUUAGGACUUCAUAUUCUGCUUUGCACAUUUUUAAAACGAAGUAUUAGUCACAAACUUAUUUACUACAAUUCCCUGCACUCAAUUUCUAUAAAAUUAUAGCUUCAAGAAUAAACUAUGAUCUCGAUCUUUUAUUCAUACGUGGUGCUUGAAUUUUAUACGUCGACUAGUUGACCCAACGUAUAGACCGGGCGCAUUUCUGUUCAUACCUGUGGCUUUAAUGUAUUAAUAAUUAUGGGAACAUUUUUGAUUCGCCGGCAAAUUAAAACCAGCCGAUUAUAUAUAAGAGAAUUAGUCCGGAUCAACGUUUGAAUGCGCCCAUUAAAUAACGGUCAGGCCACUGGACAUGUAUUCCCUCGCGACGGUGGUUCACGCAAAGCGUCUGGUGUUGUAUACGCGUGUAGAUAGGUCUGUAGCAGGCUCGUUCCCAGUUGUUUAUAUGGGUGGAAUGAUAGAAUGCGACUAUUCUUAUCUUAUAGUGAUCAUGUCUUGGUCAUUACUUUGACCUGAGGGUCCAGGGACUUUCAAUAAAAUUUCGAACUGUAACCUUUCAGGGACACCCAAAGACCAACAACCGUUUUCUCUGAAAUAUCUGUUCGAAGAAUCAAAUAUUGCCUCGAAUUUGCUAUAGGUUGAGAACCGCUAAAAAUUUCUCGGUGACUGUUCCUUUUGUACGAUUUUCGAAGCUUAUCUAGUCUAUAUAUUCCCUACGAUUUACUGAAGUUUAACCACAUUUCGAUUUUGAAGAAAAAGAAAACGUAAUAUUAUUGGAUUUGAAAAAUUGAUGGAAAGAGGAAUACAUAAAAUUGAAACCUUGGUAAAGCUUCAAAUUGCAUCUUAAAUUUUCGGGGAAAUAGUACCGAAGUCCUCGCUUGUAAUUUCGAAAAGACUCAAGUUGCCCUAGGAUGACCGAGCAGAUACAAACUUUAAAGCGCAGCUUGGAUUGCAAGUACUCUAGAUGGCCUAAAAAGUGUUUACAAUGUAUUUAGGAGGAAAUCGUCGUUGGGUACCCCUAACCUGGUACAAGAAAUAUAGUGAGUAGCGCUUUCCUGUGAAGAUUUAACUACCUCAGUGGCCAUGGGCGCUAGAGAGGCGGAAGGGGAAAGUAAAUCCGGGGGGAGGGGAUUCCAUAUAAAAGUGACGGGCAUGCUCGUCGUCUCGGCGCUUUGGGGUGUAAAUUGCAGAUUUUGGUCUCACUUAGGGUGUUUGGGAUAGAAAGCCACUAUAUUCGCCCAUUUAGGUAUCGCUUACUACUGUGCAUAGAGAAAUUUACAAAAAAUGCCCUGACAGUGACCACACAGAAAUCUCCAUAAGGGCUCAGUUUAAACUUAAGGCACACCCACAUUGGUCUCCCUUAGGGGUUUAAUUUGAAUUUUCCGAAGAGCAUCCCCUUCACAUUUAUAUGGAAUCCAGAGUACCCCCCGUUCCCCGGGGGGGGGGGGGGGAAACCCCGGGGGCGUUAGGGGGCCUUUUGGGGCCUGGUUUUUGGUUUUUGUUUUUUACUUUUUCUUUCCCUUUUGGAAAGUGGGUGUGUGGGGGGGGGGUUGUACCUGUAUCCUUCCCAAGGGUCCCAGGAAAGACAAUGUUUAAUUUUCCGAAGAGCAUCCCCUUCACAUUUAUAUGGAAUCCAGAGUACCCCCCGUUCCCCGGGGGGGGGGGGGUAAUCCUCGGGCGCGUUAGGGGUACUUUUGCGCUCUGGUUCUUGUGUAUUGAUCUUACAUUUUUCUCGCCUCUUAGGAAAUGAGUCUGAUGGAGAGGAUGCUGAACCUGAUCUCUUCCAAUGUGGCAAAUGCAAGCAAAUGUUCAUCAGUUUACAGAAGUACUUAAAACACAAAGCUGCCAAGGAUUGUGUUCAACUUCAAGCACAAAGGGUUGUCACCCCUGUCACUAACGGAGAGGUAAAUUGGUAGAGCCUUACUAGGUUAUUUUAAGGGGAGGAGAAAAUCGUGCCAAGUAUGUAAAAUAGCGGAGACUUUUCCUCUCAGUUAUCAUUAGAGCAUCGAAAAUUCCCCUAGACCACCUCCAUAGCCUUAGCUUAUUCCAGGCAUUCAAAUAGUGGGAAGGGUCCCGGAAUGAAGAGCGGAGAAAAAACAAACAAAACAAAAACGCGGAAGAAAGGAAAGGUGAGGUAGGAAGUGCUGUUUUUAGCCUGCCUAGCAGGGGCUUGGAAGUAGUGGGCACAAGAAAAAACGGGCGCGCGAGAAGGAGACACGCGAGGGGAGAGGGAGCUCCCUCACCCCUCGCGUGUCUCUCUCGCGCGCCCGUUCUCUCUUUCACCCACUACUUCCAAGCGCCUGCUACGCAGGCUAUGCUGUUUUUCUUGUUCACUUUUGUUUGCGCCGUCUCCACUACCUGAUGAUCGCCUGGAGAAGGCUACCGUAGCCUAGCAAUACACUACUCUAAAAACUUUGCCGAGUGAGAAGACAGGGUACCCAUAUUUAGUACUGAGAUUACUAAGAUAGUUUGUGAUUGGACAACAGUUGUCAUUGGAAACCAACGACCUGUCAAAACAAUUAGUGACCUAAGUGAGUCCAGCAUUCCCAGCGUAAAAAUUCCACUUGUUUCCAGUUUCCAUUCAGAGUUUGGAGCGGCAGAUUUGCGAAAAUAAUGAAGGAAAAAUUCUCGCCUUGCGGACACCCCGCUAGAACGGACACCCCGAUAAUACGGACAGCAGCUAAUUCCCCUGCAAAAAAAGAGAUGUUUGACUGAAAUAAACUUCCGCAAUUACGGACUCCCGCUAAUGAAGACACUAACUCAAGUUCCCUACAGUGUCCGCUACAAAUGGAGUUGACUUUUAUUUUAGUUAGUUGGCAAUUGAAGCCAGUUUCUGAAACAGCUUGGUUUUUCUCCAGAGCCUGGACAGUCCUGAUGACCAAAACUCUGCCCAUAGCCCAACCAAAAGGUAUGUUUUAACACGGUUGCUAUAGCCUUUAUCCAAGACGAGCUUUAGAGUAAUAAACUGGAAGAAUAUCAGUCCUUCGUUGGUCCCUUCUUGCCUCAUGGUUGAUUUUUCCAGUUUCAGCCUUUUUUCCAGACUGUUCACAGUCUCAUAUUUUUAAACUAGGAAUUGUGCAACAACCGCAAAGAAGUGUUCCAAAAAGCAUGAUGUACGUACAGAGUUGUUGUUUAGCAUAUCAAACUUAUUACUAUUUGCCGUUCUCGUUGCUGUCACCGUAGUCGUUGCUCAAGCUCCCGAGUGUUUUUCCAUGGCGUCAAUUCACUUGCUUUGUUUUCAGUUUGUUUUUUUCUUUUCUGCAGGAAGCAUGACAGGAAGGGAGUAGCAAGAAGGGUAUCAAACUUCUCAUCUGAAGGUGAAUCUGUGAGUCCAGACAUCCCCGUGGUCGUUCCAGAACAAACGUACACUGUACCUCCUUCGGGUCCGUUUCCUGUGCACAUAGAAGCUCCACCCACGUCCAACUACCAUGACUUCUCCAACCCUGUAGUUAGCAUCUCGGUCGCUGAAGCCCUCCGCUCGCACAGUCCUGUUGUGGUUCAACCGACGCCAAACUUCCAGAUGUGGAAUGGAACAGUAAACGAGCAACCCGGCGAAAAUGCGCUUGCUAACCAGUCCACUAUGGCCACUACCAAUGUUUAUGCACCGCUGCCUCAGUCCACCCCUGUGGUAAACCCAGUUCCUAUAACGACUCUUCCUCUUCACCACCCUAGUCAGUCAUCCCAAGGCCCCACUCUUAACCCGCCACCUAUGGAACCCCCACAGUGGACUGGGCCGAGGUUACGAGGGAUGCCUGCGGAAAUUCAGCCUGUGUCUGCUCCACCCCCUCCCCCACCUCCAAUUCACAUGACAAGGAGUAAGAACGCCCUGGGACAGCACCCACCACCCUUGGUAGUACAUCUUAAGGACCGAGGUGUGUAACCAUGGAUACUGUCUAGAUGCCAGUUAUUAUGGAGUUUGAGCAACGACGUUUUUGAACGAUGCACGUCAACCGGAAGUGGACUUUUUGCACUCUUCAGCCGUGAUUUUGAACAAAUUCUUAGGCAAAACUUCUCUUUAAGAGUAAAGACACUUAGUAAUACAAAUUUGGUAGCGUCACGAUAUAUUAAAAGAGAAAAACGCUCACUUCCGGUUGACGUUCGUCGCUCAAAAACGUUGCUGCUUAAACUCAAAGGAGCCAUGUCACGAGGUGUACCAAAAUUCAAAGUGUGGGAACCGUCACAAAACCGAGUGAAAUAAAAAUUACCGGUAUAUAAAAAAAAUGAAAUAAAAUAAAAGUGUAAAUAACACGUACAAUACAAAGAGAGACACGGAUGGACAAGCUUAAAGAAGAUUGAAACGGAUUGCAAUUGUGCUUUUUGAAAAUUUGUUUGCCAAGCAGUUUGGGAGACAAGUUUGUUUGACACACAAAGCUAUAGACCUCCUUCCUCAUGGCGGCCUAUUAAUAUACUCUUUUAUACGUAUGAUAAUUAACCUCUCUGACCUCGUUUGAAAGUAAGAAUUCUUUUGUAUUUUGCACAUGCUAACGAGGUCAACCAGUAUGAAAGAGGUGUAUGAUUUUGUCAUUUACAAGUAAUUUCUCAAGUUUCAUAGCAAAUAAGGGCGUGUAAUUGACACUAUUAACAAAAUUGAGACAAAACGUGGCACAGCCCUCAGCGCCUAUAUAAAAGGGGCGACCUAUCAGGUUGUUUGGAGUUCUUCAAAAGUCCAUUUUAGUGGUAAAAAAUACCGCUGAAUGCAAACACUAGUGACAGAAUGAUAAACGGUUAGCCUCGUCCCAAAGUUAAAUAUUUACAAAUACCGGAAGGAAGUUGCCCGAAAUUUUAAAAAAGAAUAAACAGUAGAGAGAGUGUAUCAAGUUAGGGUUCUGGGAAACUGCCCACCUACCCCUACCCUAACCAAACAUUUUUCCCCAAACGUAAAGUAAGCUUUAAUGUUGGCUUAGGGGAGGGGUAGGUAGGUGGGCAGUUUUCCCGUCUCUCGCGCUUUUCCUGCUUGGCUAAAAGGAACGAAAACGACGGCUACGCUGGCUAAAUCAGGGAUGCCGAGAGAUAAAUUCAGGAAUUGGUCAGGUGGGGACUCAAACGCACCACUUGGCCACGCUGCAUCCUUAGUUUGAAGGAGGCGAGGCUAACGGCUAACGUCACUUCCCACUAAAGUAAUUAUUAUGAACUGAGGCGACCUCUUUAUCACAGCGUAAUAUUAGUCUGGUCAUUGGACCUGCCGGGGCUCAAACCCGCGACCUCCGCUUAACAGACCUAUCGGCACUCUACUAACCAAGGAGCCCAUAACCCGGCGCGAGCAACUCCCAUACUAGGCCUAUGUCACGGCGUGUUUAAGGACCAGUUUAUUUUUAGACACAUUUUAGGGCACUUUUUCCCGCGAAAAUAGAAUCUCCACCAUGUCUAUGAGCAUAUUCGAAGUAUAAGAUAUCAAAAAGGAAAACUAAUCGUUAUUAAAAGACAAAAAUAUCAUUUUUAGGUCUGAAAAUUUUGCUGACUGGUUUAUGGAAUUUAAAAGAUAUUCAAAACUCGCGCCAAAACCGUUCUAAAAAUAAACUGGUCCUUGAAAACGCCGUGACACGAGCGCAUGGAAGUUGCUCGCUCCGGGUUAUGGGCCCUUGACUAACCUGAGAAAACAGUCGACAUUUUGCGACGCAACCACUGGUCUCCCAGCAAAUUGGCGUCUGAGGAACGAGCGUAGAAAUUCCAUACGGAUGACGCUUCACCACUUAAUUCUAAGUAGUGCCUCUUAUUGGUUGAAGGAAAUUUUCCACCAGUCAGAAGAGCUACCCAGGUCUGGGCUGUGUCGGCUGUUAUCUCAGGCUAGCACUCUACCAUCUAGCUUAUCCCACGGGUCGUCUGCACUGCCUCAACUGAUGUUGUUUAUGUUUUCUAACUUAACCGCAUUCAGGUCGACCUGUAAGAGCAAAGGAGACCGGUCUGACGGAAGAAGAGCUAACUGACGAGAUUGUCACCUCUUCGGGCCAAAAGAUUUAUCGCUGUAAAAAGUGUGAUAAAGAAUUUUCGUUCUCCAGCCGGCUGAAACGUCAUCUUUUGGUCCACACGGGAGCGAGGCCCUUUGAAUGUCACGUGUGCUCCCGCCGUUUCACUCAGGCCGUAGACUUGAAACGUCACAUGCUACGUCAUAGCGGCCAAAAGCCACACGUGUGUCACUUUUGUGGCAAGCAGUACACUAGAGGAGAUCGGCUAAAAGUACAUCUUUUGUCGCACACUCAGGAAGACAACUCCGAGAAACCUUACAGCUGUUCACGAUGUAGCGCGUCCUUCUUCGAAGCGGAACAACUGAGACUACACGUAUGUGAACUCCAAGACGGCGGCCAACAUAUCAUGGCAAAAGGUAAAAAAUGGUAUUGAAUUUUAGAGACGGCAGAGAAGAAUAUAGGCUCUAUCACCAGCCGCUGUUCGGAAAAUGAGCCCGCGCUCCUUCCUCGAACCGGAGGACCAAGAGAGCGGGGGAACGAGUACGGGGAAAGGGAAAAUGAAGAAUGAGAAGAAAGCAGGGAGUUGGAAAUGAAGUUACUGAUAGGGCUAGGGUUCAAGUUAAACUUGUUUCCCAUUUUUCAUUUCCCUGUCCCCCACUUGCUCGUUCCCCGCUCUUCGUUCCCCGUUCUAGUAACAUUCGGUAAUCGAGACUAAAGGGAGAAAAAUUUCACAGAGUCAGUCACUACACUCGUUACGUCACAGUGCAUAAAGCAUUUUGCUCGCUAAUGUUGAAAUCCGGGUAGUUACGCGUUUCCGAGAAAUAAUUACUAUAUUGUUUGGUGUUCUUUUUGUAGGCGAUGCGACCGAAGGCGCCGAGCGAUCUGAGCGGCACGGCAAAACCUACACUUGUGAUGAGUGUAAUGCGAUCUUCACCAAGUACACUUCGCUAAAGUCUCACCUUCUGAAACACUCUGGCGAGAAGAAGUACAAAUGCGACCAUUGCACUAAAACGUUUUUCAGCUCUAGCAGUCUUAAAAUACACGUUCGAGUUCACACCGGGGAUCGCCCGUUCAAAUGCAAGGAAUGCCCGAGAAAGUUUAGCGACCCGUCGAAUUUUAACAAGCACAAACGCUGGCACGCUAAGCAAAAAGCGUCGAACGCGGGGUCGACCACGCUGUCCAGCAUCUCCGAAAACAGCUCUUCGCCCGAGAACAAGGAAAAGGAAGUGACAGAGGCAGGACAGAGCAGCUCAGGGGUGGCUGAAGAUGAAGCUGUGAUUGGAGAAGGCAAUGAAGCGGAAGUGGAGCAACCGGAUGUAGAAGGAGGUGCGAAGGAUGACUUGAAGGAAGAUUUGUUUCCGGAAGCGGGUCAAGACAUGGAGGUAGAAGAGUCAGGCGGGUUCAAGUCACCGGAAGCCUUGCUCAAUAUGGAAGGCACAGUUAAACAAGAGGUAGAAACUGAUUAGAAGGUUAGGUUAGGGACUUUGUAUCGUAGGAUUCCGACAGAAUGGGUUCCAGCUACCAUUACAAUCUUCCAUUUAAGCAAGGACCCCAACGUUCGCGUUACCUUUUCGAGCCGCUAUUAUUUGCAACACAUUUAUCCAAAGAUGGCUAAUUUAAAUUUAGAAAGGGAAAAAAGAGUUUGCCUGAGCACAGGCUCCGUAGUUGGGAAUAAGGCAAAAACAAGAACAAAAACAGAAAAAAACAACGGUAUGAAACAAGAACAAAAAAUCGGCGAGCGAAGGGAGCCGAGCGAUGGAC
This is a messenger RNA of Porites evermanni, 20508 nucleotides long. Lineage: Eukaryota; Metazoa; Cnidaria; Anthozoa; Scleractinia; Poritidae. The record is from the annotation of a GenBank genome assembly.